Messenger RNA from Ilex paraguariensis (yerba mate), 948 nucleotides. The record is from the annotation of a GenBank genome assembly. Lineage: Eukaryota; Viridiplantae; Streptophyta; Magnoliopsida; Aquifoliales; Aquifoliaceae.
AUGAAGGCAAGGCAUGAAGAAGAAGAGAAAAAGAAAGUGAUGGAAGCGUUGGCACGCUUUGACAUUCGGUAUAGAAAGUACACCAGAGAAGCAAUUAAAAUUGCAACAAGUUACUUCUCCAGUUCAGCAAAGAUUGGAGUGUCUAUGACAAAUGACGUAUUCAAUGAAACUAAGAAACCAGUGAAGGCUGCUAGAUUGAAAGUGAUUGAGGUGCUAAGUUGCAUGAGACAUCCAAACAUGGUUCUUCUUGUUGGAGCUUGCCCUGAGUACGGAUGCCUUGUAUAUAAAUACAUGGAAAAUGACAGCUUAGAAGACCGGCUAUUCCAUAGAAACAACACUCCCGCAAUCUCAUGGAGAACCCGUUUCAAAAUAGCUUUUGAAAUUGCUAUUGCCCUUAAUUUUUUUCACCAAACAAAACCCAAGCCUCUAGUGCAUAGCGAUCUCAAACCUGCCAACAUUUUCUUAGACCGAAACUAUAUGAGCAAGAUCAGUGAUGUUGGCUUAGCCAGGCUGGUUCCACCAUUCGUGGCUGAUGGGGUAACUCAAUAUCACAUGAUAGCAGUAGCUGGGUCAUUCUGUUACAUUGACCUGGAGUAUCAACAAAUAGGGAUGCUAGGCACAAAAUUUGACAUAUAUUCGCUUAGUGUAAUCUUAUUGCAAAUUCUUACAGCAAAACCUAACAUUGGUCUAACAUACCACAUGGAGAGGGCAAUCCAGAAAGGAACAUUUUCAGAGAUGCUUGAUCCAACAGUGAAUGAUUGGCCUGUUGAGGAGGCCUUGUCAUUUGCAAAACUAGCUUUACAGUGUUGUGAGUUGAGGAGGAAGGACCGGCCUGACCUUGGUUUGGUCAUAUUGUCCGAGUUGAAUAGAAUAAGGGAUCUUGGAUCAGACAAUAAAGACACAGGUGGAAUAAUAUAUGGAGAAAGUCCACCAAAUUCAGGUUUUUGA